AUGGUAAUGCUCAACCAGUUGACGGUGAAUGUACCAUUGGUUGAGGCACUUGAGCAAAUGCCAGGAUACACGAAGUUUAUGAAAUACCUUGUCAUGAAGAAAUGGAAGGUUAUCCAUGAGCCGGAGGACAAUCUCCAUCAUUGUAGUGCUAUCUUCACAAGGUUUUUAGUGCAGAAAAAGGCAGAUCCGGGUGCAUUUACCAUUCUAUGCACUGUUAGGUCCCUGAACUUUACAAAAACACUAUGCGAUUUGGGAGCCAGUAUAAACCUAAUUCCACUCUCUGUGUAUAAGAAAUUAGGUUUGGGGGAUCCUACCCUGAGAAACAUGCAAUUGGUGAUGGCAGAUAGGUCUGUGAAGCUGCCAGUAGGCAUAUUACAUAAUAUAUUGGUAAAGAUGUCCGACUUUAUAUUGCCUGCUAAUUUUGUAGUCCUAGACUGUGAGGUAGACUUCAAAGUGCCCAUCAUCCUGGGUAGACCAUUCCUUGCAACUUGGAGAGUGAUAGUGGACAUGGAGAUGAAUGAGCUGAAGUUCUGA
Capsicum annuum is the source of this 534-nucleotide messenger RNA. RefSeq lists its product as uncharacterized. NCBI's taxonomy places the organism in Eukaryota, Viridiplantae, Streptophyta, Magnoliopsida, Solanales, Solanaceae. The record is from RefSeq and is a predicted model, not a curated record. The transcript has a single exon. Bases 1 to 534 code for a protein of 177 amino acids.